AUGGCCGUCGGUAAGAACAAGCGGAUUUCGAAGGGAAAGAAGAGUGGAAAGAAGAAAGCAGCUGAUCCGUUUGCGAAGAAGGACUGGUAUGACGUCAAGGCUCCGUCCAUCUUCAGUGUCAGAAACGUUGGCAAAACUCUCGUCACCCGCACUCAGGGUACUAAGAUUGCUUCAGAAGGACUUAAGCAUCGUGUGUUUGAGGUAUCCUUGGCUGACCUUCAGGGUGAUGAGGACCAUGCCUACAGAAAGAUUAGGUUGAGAGCUGAGGAUGUUCAAGGGAAGAAUGUUCUGACAAACUUCUGGGGCAUGGAUUUUACUACGGACAAGUUGAGGUCACUUGUGCGAAAAUGGCAAUCAUUGAUUGAGGCUCAUGUCGAUGUGAAGACAACAGACAACUAUAGUUUGAGGAUGUUCUGCAUUGGCUUCACUAAGAAGCGUGCGAACCAGCAGAAGAGGACCUGUUAUGCGCAAUCUAGCCAGAUACGCCAGAUUCGCCGGAAGAUGAGGGAGAUCAUGGUCAGCCAGGCUCAAUCUUGUGAUCUGAAGGAGUUAGUCCAGAAGUUCAUUCCAGAGUCAAUUGGCCGGGAUAUUGAGAAGGCAACUUCAAGCAUCUACCCUUUGCAGAAUGUUUUCAUCCGGAAGGUCAAGAUCUUGAAGGCUCCAAAGUUUGACCUUGGGAAGUUAAUGGAGGUCCAUGGUGAUUACUCAGAAGAUGUUGGUGUAAAGUUGGAAAGGCCUGCUGAGGAGCCAAUGGCCGAGGCAACUGAAGUAGUUGGAGCUUAAGUAAAAGUUUUGCAAAUCUCCUUAUUGGCAUGUCAUUUGGUUCCUACAAUUUCCUUAAAUGAGACACUAAAAUAAUGUCAGGUUCUUUGUUAUAUUUAUUUUUGUUUGAGUGAUUAGAAGUGAAUUUUGCCAUGAAAGAAAAUAUUUUUGUGCAAUGAGUCUACCCAAUAGUUCCUAGUAUUUUAAUUUUACACUUUUAUAUUCUUCCUAUUUGCUGGAUGUAAUGUGUUAAACAAGUGUGGAUCCUUGUUGUCCUUAAUGUGUUUGAUCUUGAGUCUUUAUUUAAU
This is a messenger RNA of Ilex paraguariensis (yerba mate), 1070 nucleotides long. The record is from the annotation of a GenBank genome assembly. NCBI's taxonomy places the organism in Eukaryota, Viridiplantae, Streptophyta, Magnoliopsida, Aquifoliales, Aquifoliaceae.